AUGUGCGCCGAUCUAUCUAUCUAUCUAUCUAUCUAUCUAUCUAUCUAUCUAUUUGUCAGUUCGUUAUCUAUCUAUCUAUCUAUCUAUCUAUCUAUCUAUCUAUCUAUCAGUUCGUUAUCUAUCUCUCUAUUAGUUCGUUAUCUAUCUGUCAGUUCAUUAUCUAUCUAUCUAUCUAUCUAUCUAUCUAUCUAUCUAUCUAUCUAUCUAUUUGUCAGUUCAUUAUCUAUCUAUCUAUCUAUCUAUCUAUUUGUCAGUUCAUUAUCUAUCUAUCUAUCUAUCUAUUUGUCAGUUCAUUAUCUAUCCAUCUAUCUAUCUAUCUAUCUAUCUAUCUAUCUAUCAGUUCAUUAUCUAUCUAUCUAUCUAUCUAUCUAUCUAUCUAUCUAUCUAUCUAUCUAUCUAUCGCAGUCUGUUCGUGUCUAUCUAUUUACGAGAACUUGUUGUAAAGUCGCUCCGUCUGUCCACUUCUCUCAAGUUUGUACGUUCGCUUACCAUGCACUAUUGAUUCCACGCUGCAUCCAUCUAUCUAUCUAUCUAUCUAUCUAUCUAUCUAUCUAUCUAUCUAUCUAUCUAUCUAUCUCAGUCUGUUCGCAUCUAAGUCUGUUAGUCUGUUCGCUAUCUAUCUAUCUGUUAUCUAUCUAUCUAUCUAUCUCAUCUGUCUAUCUAAGUCUGUUAGUAUCUAUCUAUCUAUCUAUCUAUCUCAGUCUUUUCGCAUGUAAGUCUGUUAGUAUCUAUCUAUCUAUCUAUCUAUCUAUCUAUCUAUCUAUCUAUCUAUCUAUCUAUCUAUCUAUCUAUUUCAGUCUUUUGAUCGUAUGUAUGUAUGUAUGUAUGUAUGUAUGUAUGUAUGUAUGUAUGUAUGUAUCUAUCUAUCUAUCUAUCUAUCUAUCUAUCUAUCUAUUUCAGUCUGUUAGUAUCUAUCUAUUUCAUUCCUUCCUAUGUAUAUAUGUAUCUCUCUCUCUAUCUACCUCAGUCACUUGUUAUCUAUCUAUCUAUCUAUCUAUCUAUCUAUCUAUCUAUCUAUCUAUCUAUCUAUCUCAGUUUUUCGUUUCUCUCUACCUAUCUAUCAAUCAAUCUAUCUAG
Molecule: messenger RNA, 1077 nt
Organism: Acanthosepion pharaonis
Lineage: Eukaryota; Metazoa; Mollusca; Cephalopoda; Sepiida; Sepiidae
Source: the annotation of a GenBank genome assembly